AUGGCUCUUGCACGCCCUUCACUGGCACACCGCAUUGCGUAUAUCCCUGUGGCGAGCUGCUCGCGUUUCUUGGCCACGGAUGCAAAGCCCAGUAACGACAAGGAGGCUCAGCUCGCGCGCGAACAAGCGGAGCUUCUCCAGCGUCUGCGCGAGGGCAUGAAACAGAGCGAGGCGAGCCGCCAGCAAACCUCGCUUGGCCUCGCAGGCACCGCACUGGCUGAAGGUGCGGCUGGCACGCGCUCUUCGCGCUUCGACCGGUGGGUCGGCGAAGGAAAGAAGUGGGACCAGCUCAAAGGCGAGCAAAAAGUCGCCCGCGCCACGGUGAACACGUCGCGUUUCUUCUUUAUUGGUAUCGGCGCGGCGCUGACCGGUGUCAUUGUCUACGCCCUGGCCAGCGAGCUCUUUGCCAAAAACAGCCCUACGGUGAUUUACGACGAGGCGUGCAAGUACAUCGAGAAGAACCCCAAGGUGCACGCCUACCUCUUGAGGCCGUACAACUUCCAAACGUCGCUGACCGAAUUCAGCGACUACUCGCCCCUAAACCCCCCAUCGCACCCCUCGCGCCCGUCGCAGACGGUGGCUUCGAUGCACACGAUCAACCCCCGGACCGGCCAGGACACGCUCUACCUGCACUUCUUUGUGGAAGGCCGUGACAAGGACAAAGCGCUGAGCUACUGGCAGAUUGUGCGUAGCGGCACGAUUGACGGUGCGCACUGGCUCAAGGAGCGUGCGCUCGACGGCGUCGAUGCUGCGAAGAAAUGGUGGGAGGAGCAGCAACAGGCGUCCGAGGAGGCGCCUGUGCCCGCCCCCGCUGCCGCCCCCGUGGCGCCUACGAAGCCAUGGUGGAUCACGCGCAAGCUGCGCAACACGGUGCACAGCGUCGGCGAGCUCGUCGGUAGCUCGAAGGAUGCGCUGGGCAUGCGUGCCGUCGACCUCAGCUCUGGCUUCCGCUCCGAGCCCGGCACGUGGACCGAAGGCGAAGUGCACAUUGAGCUGGUCAAGGACGAAAAAGGCGUCUACCAAUACAAGCGCUUCUACAUCGACGUGCCUUCGACCGCCUCGCCCCUGCACCGCCGCGUGUACCUCGACCAAAAGUCGGGCGAUCUCCCCCUUCGGUAA
This is a messenger RNA of Malassezia japonica, 1119 nucleotides long. RefSeq lists its product as uncharacterized. The transcript is spliced from 2 exons. Lineage: Eukaryota; Fungi; Basidiomycota; Malasseziomycetes; Malasseziales; Malasseziaceae. Bases 1 to 1119 code for a protein of 372 amino acids. The record is from RefSeq and is a predicted model, not a curated record. Gene Ontology annotation, cellular component: TIM23 mitochondrial import inner membrane translocase complex. Gene Ontology annotation, biological process: protein import into mitochondrial matrix.